Molecule: messenger RNA, 561 nt
Organism: Prunus dulcis (almond)
Lineage: Eukaryota; Viridiplantae; Streptophyta; Magnoliopsida; Rosales; Rosaceae
Product: secreted RxLR effector protein 161-like
Exons: 3
Coding region: 1-501 (166 amino acids)
Source: RefSeq, a predicted model, not a curated record
AUGGGAAUUCGUAUCCUGGAGAUUGCAGCAGCAGCCUCACAACUUCAUGUGUUGUAUCCUGUAUUUCGGAUUUGUGCUGCUUUCAAAGUUCUAGUUCUUAACAAUUGGUAUCAGAGCACCCCACUGGGGCCUGGUUUGAAAAAGCAGCAGCUUUCAUCUUGCAGCAGCAAGACUGAACUUCAUUAUCAGGCUGCAAAAAGAGUGCUCCGCUAUUUGAAAGGUACUGUGGAUUAUGGGCUGUUUUAUAAGAAGGGAAAAAGCAAUGAGUUAGUGGGAUUUAGUGACAGUGAUUAUGCUGGGGAUUUGGAAGAUAGAAAGAGCACAUCUGGUCAUGUGUUCAUGUUAAGUUCAGGGGCUGUUUCAUGGUCUUCAAAGAAGCAGCAAGUUGUCACUUUGUCUACAACCGAAGCUGAGUUCAUAGCAGCUGCUUCUUGUGCUUGUCAGGCUGUAUGGUUAAGAAGAAUACUUGAGGAAUUACAUUUCAGAAGAAGCCUACACUGAUAUACUGUGAUAACAGUUCAACGAUCAAACUUUCCAAGAAUCCAGUGCUGCAUGGAAGAA